AUGGCACACUACUAUCAACACUCUGAUUUAUUUCCGUAUAGACCAAUAGAUCCCAUUUGGAUCAUUGUUUAUACACUACCAUCAUUUAUAUUUUUUAUUAUUAUACAAAAUUACACGACUAAAUAUGGUAUUAAACAAAUAAGAAUAAAAAAAAAUAAAAUUGAUGAAACAGUAUUAAUUAAUGAAAAAUUAGAACAUUCAUCAUUUAAAACACAACGACAAAUUAAAUGGAUUUAUCAGAAUACAUUUUUAAGUUUUAUACAUUCAACUAUAUGUGGUUUACUAUUAUUUAUUUCUGUAUAUCAAGCAUCAGAAAUAUUUAAAGAUCCAUUAUCACAUACAAAUGAAUUUAAUUAUACACUUCUCUGUUUUUCAUUAGGCUAUUUUUUUUAUGAUAUGUAUGAUUGUCUACUAUAUUCACCAAAAAAUUAUCCAAUUAUUGCUCAUCAUAUAGCUGUUAUUAUCUAUAUAUUACAUUCAUUAAUAUAUACUCGAAAUAUUGGUUAUACAAUAUUUGCAUUAUCAAUGGAAAUUAAUAGUAUAUUUUUACAUGCACGAAGAUUAUUAAAUUGGUCAACAAUAUUUAAUAAACAAUAUCAAUUAAUAUUUAUUAUUAAAUCAUUAAAUUAUUUAACAUUUCUUAUAUUUCGUUUUGGUAAUUUAAUAAAUGCUAUGUAUAAUCUAUAUAUUCAACGUCAUCGUUUAACAAGGAAUUAUCUUGUAUUUAAUAUUACUGCCGUUUUAUUUAUGGGAAUGUUGAAUAUAAUCUUAUUUUAUAGAUUAAUUCAAAGUGAUUUAGAUAUUCAAAAACAAAAAAAAAGAAAAGAUUAA
Didymodactylos carnosus is the source of this 831-nucleotide messenger RNA. Lineage: Eukaryota; Metazoa; Rotifera; Eurotatoria; Philodinida; Philodinidae. The record is from the annotation of a GenBank genome assembly.